Messenger RNA from Thlaspi arvense, 843 nucleotides. The record is from the annotation of a GenBank genome assembly. NCBI's taxonomy places the organism in Eukaryota, Viridiplantae, Streptophyta, Magnoliopsida, Brassicales, Brassicaceae.
AUGAGGCCUAAAAUCAAUCAAAGACAAGAGCUCAAGCUUCUCCUAGUUUGUCUUCUUGCGGCUUUCAUCCUCAUCUUCAUCGUGAGAACAACUCUGACAUCUUCUUCACAGGAAGAACAGCAGACUCAGGAAGAUACAAGAUCAAAGCGUUGCGGUGGUGCCUGCACCAAGCUGCCUCGUUCCCUCGCACAAGCCCUGAUCCACUACUCGACUUCAGUUAUCACACCGCAACAGACGCUCAAGGAAAUAGUGGUCAGCAGUAGAGUACUGGACAACAAGUCACCCUGCAAUUUCUUGGUGUUUGGUCUAGGCCAUGACAGCCUUAUGUGGAGCUCUCUCAACUAUGGAGGCCGAACUGUAUUCCUCGAGGAAGACGAAGCAUGGAUCAAACAGAUCACGAGACGGUUUCCGAUGCUGGAAUCGUACCAUGUAAGAUACGACAGUAAAGUGAACCAAGCAGAGAAUCUCAUAGAAGUCGGGAAAGGACCUGAGUGCACAGCCGUUGGAGAUCCGAGGUACUCAAUGUGUCAACUAGCACUCAAGGGUCUGCCUGCAGAAAUCUAUGAGACUAGUUGGGAUCUCAUCAUGGUCGAUGCACCGACUGGAUACUAUGACGAGGCUCCUGGGAGGAUGACAGCCAUUUACACGGCGGGAAUGAUGGCACGGAACAGAAAUCAAGCAGGAGAGACGCAUGUGUUUGUGCAUGAUGCGAAUAGGGAAGUGGAAGACAAGUUCUCCAAGGCUUUCUUGUGUGAAGGGUACAUGAAGAAACAAGAAGGGAGGCUAAGGCAUUUUGUUAUCCCUAGCUAUAGAUAUGGAUCAAAUAGACCCUUUUGUCCAUAG